Cajanus cajan (pigeon pea) is the source of this 1519-nucleotide messenger RNA. RefSeq names its product Homeodomain-like superfamily protein. Gene Ontology annotation, biological process: response to gibberellin; response to ethylene. The record is from RefSeq and is a predicted model, not a curated record. Gene Ontology annotation, molecular function: DNA binding. NCBI's taxonomy places the organism in Eukaryota, Viridiplantae, Streptophyta, Magnoliopsida, Fabales, Fabaceae.
CACACAACACAACACAACACAAACACAACACAAGACAACACAACACACAUGUACUAUUGUUUCUCUAUCCAAUUCCAUCCAUAUUUUCAUUUGCAUCUGGUUCCCUAGACCGAGUCAGGCGGCGGAGGAUCGGCAUGACUCGGCGGUGCUCUCACUGCAGCAACAACGGGCACAACUCCCGCACCUGCCCGUCGCGUGGGAGCAGCGGCGUCAAGCUCUUCGGCGUUAGGCUCACCGAUGGAUCAAUCAUUAAGAAGAGCGCCAGCAUGGGAAAUCUCAACCACCUCCAUUCCCUCGCCUCCUCUCCCAAUCCAAGCUCUCCCUCCUCCGACCCGCCGCACGAUUACUUGUCCGAUGACCCCGCCCAUGCCUCCACCUUCGCUAACCGCCGCGCUCAAAGAAAAAAAGGUGUUCCAUGGACUGAAGAAGAACAUCGGUUGUUCCUAAUUGGUCUCCAGAAGCUGGGCAAAGGAGACUGGCGUGGGAUAGCGCGUAAUUUUGUUGUAUCAAGGACUCCUACUCAGGUAGCAAGUCAUGCCCAGAAGUAUUUUAUCCGGCAGAGUCAUGCUACCAGGAGAAAGAGACGUUCCAGCCUUUUUGACAUGGUUCCAGAUGUGUCUUCAGAUCCACCUUCAGUGCCAGAAGAACAAGUACUGCUUCCACCUUCCGAGAACUCACAACCAAGCAAUGGGAAAUCACAACCUUCAUUGAAUCUCUCCCUCAAAUCAGAAUUUGAACCCAUGGAAACUACUUCUCAAGAAAAUGUGGAAGAGACCAAUGAAACUAUGGUGGGAUCAAACGGACUGACACCAAUGGCUCCUCCAUUCUUCCCUGCUUAUUUACCUGUUCCAUUUCCCAUGUGGCCAUCGACUGCGGCUUCCUUUGAAGAAGUUAAGGGAGGAGAGACAUCCCAUCAUCAGGUCCACAGGCCAAUCCCAGUCAUUCCCAAGGAACCUGUCAAUGUUGACGAACUAGUGGGAAUGUCUCAUCUUAGCAUUGGGGAAUCACAGGUACGUGAUAGAGAGCCUUCCCCACUAUCCUUAAAGUUGUUAGGAGAGCCCUCAAGGCAGUCAGCAUUCCAUGCAAAUACUCCAGUUAGUGGUUCGGAGUUAAACAGGGGCAAGAACAGUGCAAUUCAAGCGGUUUGAGGUUUAAAGUUUUGGUGAAGACAGCAGCAGCAAUUACGGCUUCUUUUGGUCAUCUUUUCAUUUGUACUAUCAUAUAUAAUUUUUUUCCUCUGAGCCCCCUAGUGUUUAAUUUUCCUAUUAGUAGCAAGUUAUAAUGUGCUAUGUAGCUCAGGAUAGAUAAAUUCUUGGCAAAUAUUUAUUCUUUCUAACUGUAAACAAAUGAAGCUUAAAUAAUCAAAUAUCACCCAUAGGUCCAUGUUCCUCUGGGUUUGAUUAUAUGGAGCUUUGGAAAAGAUUUUCAAUAUAUACUUAUAGGAAAAUAAAAUAUUUAUCAACUUAUUAAUGACUAAUUUUUGUUGAGGAAUUAAUAUUAUAGUUUUUGUUUUGUUUUA